AUGCUCGCACGAGCUGCCCGACGCAAAAUCCAUCCUCGAGCAAUCCGAACCCAAGCUCAAGCCUCCCUCGAGCAACUAUGUCUUCCCUGGCUGUGCCCGGUCCGCAAUGCCAUAACGAUACCUGCGUACCGGCAACGGCAAAGAUGGAUCUCAACCGAUGCUGCUUCGCAAAAGCCCGAGUUAAGGAGACGGAGGAACUCGAGCAGCGCGGCGGCCGCGCCACCAAGACGGACAAUGGCCACUGCCGUUGAUAAUAUGCCAUUAGACGACAUUCCAUUUGAGGGGUUGGGCAUUUACCGCCAGCCUAGUAGCCACAGCUAUAUUGGAAUUAAUGGCUUGUCGAAUCUGGGGUAUACGAAUCACUUGGAUCCGUACGAGAACGGUUUAGCAAAUUCCGAGCAACGCAUCAGGGCAAAUAAAUCAGGGAUAUCGGGUGAUAUAUCAGAGGUUCUAUCGGUAUAUUAUGCCUGUCUCCAGGUUGGGAGGCUUGAGCGCGCAGCGGUUAUCCUUCGGCGGGUAUUACAGAAAGUGGAAGCGGAUACGGACGAGAUAGUUGCUCUACACAAUCAAUACCUCCGCGCUUCGGUCGAGCAAAUAAUGCUCUCCCCCAGCGAAUCGGCACGGCAAUCCAUCCACAAAUGGUUCGAGCUCGAAAUAAGGCUGAAGGGCAUCCCGCACAAUGCUGAAAUGGUUGCGUACAUGUUAAAGGCGUCACUCCAAUCACCAGAUGAUGCGACCGGCGGAAAUAGAAACAGACUUGUCCACCGGUACAUGGGGAUGGUUGAGGGCCAAGCAGGGUUGGACGUAUUGGGAUUGAAUAUCUUGACUGCGGGGGAACUGAAUCAGAUCAAUCAUAUCUGCCCGAAAUACAACUUGGCCGAAGGAUUUGAAGAGGAUUUUGAGGACGAUUUUGUCGAUUCCGGUCAUGUUUCACCAGAGCCAUCGGGUAAGGAAGCGCUUCUUCCCGGUGUCCGUCCUACUGGGCAGAAAGGGCUGGGUUUGAAGGCGUUAAAAAAGGCACUUUCAUUGUUUUCCGCCAAACCUGGCGAAGGACUCGGCAUGGCUAGUAAGAGUCCCGAAGAAAGACGACAAGUUCAAGAACAGCUUGAGGAAGAUGCAGUAGGCUCUGCAGUCGAACGUUGGAGGGAAGAGGAUGCAGCCAUGAAAAAGAUGGGAAUGGACUCGGCAAUGCAGUCAAAGUCUAUAGGUGCCAGGAUGUGGAAUUGGCAAUUAGGUUUGGAGAAAUACUUGGAGGAAGAAAUUGCUAGGGUCGAAAUCGCAGAAGCAGGGGAGGUAUUGAACGAUGCGGACGAGGAACGUUGUCUCUACGGGCCGUUUCUGCGAAUCCUUCCUACUGAUAAACUCGCUGCUGUGACUAUCCUUACAACGAUGAGCCAACUGGGCAUGGCUGGAGCGGAUAGAGGCCUGGUUCUCUCUCGCAUCAUUUUAAAGCUUGCCGGCGCUGCCGAAGAUGAAAGCGUCUUUGAGGCCAUCCAGCAAAACAUCAAAAAGGGUGUUUGGUCAAAAAAAGCCGUCGAGCGCCUCGACAUAGAAAAUCUAAAGAAGUUGUCACGAAAUCGGGGUGGUGGCUUCGCAAGCACAGUGGUAAAUGAGGUAUGGAUGGGAAAGGGCAAGCAAGACGAGGAGAAAAUGACACCCUUCGUUUGGAAACAAUGGCCUUUGGCCAUAAAGGCGAAAGUGGGUGCAUUUCUAAUGUCUGCCCUGAUUGAAGUUGCUAUGUUUCCUGUGGAGGUGCAACACGCAGUAACCCAUCGGCCGAUGUCGCAGCUUCAACCUGCCUUUGCACAUGCAUUCCAGUAUAGAAUGGGCAAGAAGUUUGGCGUUGUUGUCGCCAGCAAAGCCAUGGUGGAAGGGCUGAAGCGGGAACCCGUUCACAGUCUGCUUGCAAAGCAUCUUCCGAUGGUCGUCGAACCAGAGCCUUGGACCCUCUUCAACAAAGGUGGAUUCCUUGUACAUCCGGGGAAGUUGAUGCGGGUUAAGCAAGGUGACAGUGAUCAAAGGUUCUAUGCCGAAGCCGCCAUCGGACAAGGCGAUAUGGUUGAACUGUGCGAGGGGUUGGAUGUGCUUGGCAAGACAGAAUGGAGGAUCAACCAGCCAGUCUUCGAAGUUAUGCUGGAGGCCUGGAAUAGUGGAGAGGCCAUUGGCAACAUCUCGCCUGAAAAUCCGAAGCUAGAGAUACCACCGGAGCCGGAGGCUUCCUCAGAUCCACUCAUACGACGCCGCUGGAUGCGAGCAGUAAAAGCCAUAGAGAACCAACGGACAGGUCUACACUCGCAGCGAUGUUUCCAAAACUUUCAACUCGAGAUCGCGAGAGCACUAAGAACCGAGUCGUUCUACUUCCCUCACAAUAUAGAUUUUCGAGGACGCGCUUAUCCCAUACCACCUUACCUAAACCACAUGGGGGCAGAUCAUUGCAGAGGUCUUUUAAGGUUCGGCAAAGGAAGAGAGCUUGGCGAAAGUGGUCUCAGGUGGCUCAAGGUCCAUCUAUCUAAUGUAUUCGGAUUCGACAAGGCUAGUCUCAAGGACCGUGAAGAUUUCGCUGACGACCACAUGGGAGACAUAUAUGACUCCGCCUUAAAUCCUUUGAAUGGGAAAAGAUGGUGGCUGAAGGCGGAAGAUCCAUGGCAAUGUCUGGCUGUUUGCAUAGAACUGAGAAACGCCGUCGAAUCUCCGGACCCGACUCGGUUCAUAUCUCACCUGCCAGUUCACCAAGAUGGGACCUGCAACGGAUUGCAGCAUUAUGCAGCCUUAGGCGGUGACAUUUGGGGCGCCAAACAAGUCAAUCUUGAGCCUGGCGACCGGCCUGCUGAUGUUUAUACUGCAGUUGCCGACAUGGUCAUGGAGGGUGUAGCCCGAGAUAAGCUCAAAGGAGACCCAUUUGCCCUUGUACUCGAUGGAAAAAUUACUCGCAAGACGGUUAAGCAAACGGUCAUGACAAAUGUUUACGGCGUUACCUUUAUUGGGGCAAGAGAUCAGGUCAAGAAGCAGCUUGUUGCGGCCUAUCCUGACCUCCCAAACGGGACUGUCGUAAACCCUCUAUCGCUAUCAUCGUACAUUGCGAAGAACAUUUUUACAGCUCUCGGCAACAUGUUCCGAGGUGCCCACGACAUUCAAUACUGGUUCGGAGAGUGUGCUAGUAGGAUAUCAACGUCCUUGACGCAAUUGGAGAUGGAUAGGAUCUGUCAUGAAUGGCCAGGCUUGUCCGACCCGGAUGCUAAGUCUCGGGGUAAGUCGUUGAACAAAAUCGACGACUGGGCGCAGUUCAAAUCCACAGUCAUAUGGACCACUCCUCUGAACAUGCCAGUUGUACAACCGUAUCGAUCCUCCAAGUCGAAGACUGUCUCAACGAACAUGCAAAACGUCUCGCUUUCACAGCCUCACCGGACCCACCCGGUUAGCAAACGGAAACAACUCCAGGGCUUCCCACCGAACUUCAUCCACUCUCUAGACGCGACACACAUGCUCCUCUCGGCACUCAAGUGCGAUGAAAUCGGGCUCUCAUUUGCUGCAGUCCACGACUCAUUCUGGACGCAUGCUGCGGACAUCGAGAAAAUGAACACUAUUUUAAGAGAUUCUUUUAUCAAAAUCCACAGUGAAGAUGUCAUCGGACGCUUGGCGGCUGAAUUUAACGCGCGAUAUAAGGGUUCCAUGUAUCUUGCCCAUGUCCGCAAAAAUUCGCCUGUGGGGGAAAAGAUUUUUAAAUGGCGGAAAGAAAGAGCAAAGCUGGAUAGGGCAACAUCAAUCCGUGCCGGGAAAACAAAAUUGCCAAAAGCCCCCAAACUUUCGGAGCUAGUUCUGGAACUAAAACGCCAAAAACUAAUAAAUUCAUCAGACCCCAAUGAGGUUGAGGAAGGUAAGAAUAUGACGACGCCUACAACCAUCUUUGCGGAAUUAUCUGCAGAGGCAGAUCUGGCUCCCGAGCCUGAGUUAGAUGAGGUUGCCAUUGGAAGGAUCACUGGAGAGCCGUCACAGCGCGCUACUGCCUCGGAUGGUGAAGUAACUGAUCCCGUUAUCGAUGAGGAGCAAAGCGAUUUGUCGUCCGGCACUACCCAAACAGAUGUUGCUCUAGAUGAGGACAAUGAGGAUGUCGGACGGACCUCCGAGGCACCAGAAGAUCCUUUGUCGACAUUUGAGAAGCACCUGGCAAAGGGGGGAGGGGCCCGGUCCAUACAGAUACCUGUCUGGCUUCCUUUGACUUUUCCUCCUGUUCCCAAAAAGGGGGAGUUUGAUGUCUCGCGACUCAAGGACAGCCAGUACUUCUUUUCGUGA
This is a messenger RNA of Venustampulla echinocandica, 4290 nucleotides long. RefSeq lists its product as uncharacterized. The record is from RefSeq and is a predicted model, not a curated record. The transcript has 2 exons. Gene Ontology annotation, molecular function: DNA-directed RNA polymerase activity; mitochondrial promoter sequence-specific DNA binding. Gene Ontology annotation, biological process: mitochondrial transcription. Gene Ontology annotation, cellular component: mitochondrial DNA-directed RNA polymerase complex. Bases 1 to 4290 code for a protein of 1429 amino acids. Lineage: Eukaryota; Fungi; Ascomycota; Leotiomycetes; Helotiales; Pleuroascaceae.